Physella acuta is the source of this 876-nucleotide messenger RNA. RefSeq lists its product as uncharacterized. The record is from RefSeq and is a predicted model, not a curated record. NCBI's taxonomy places the organism in Eukaryota, Metazoa, Mollusca, Gastropoda, Physidae.
CGUCAGUGUGUAGUUCACAGUUCCCGGCCUGUUCGACAUACGCGUUUGGUUCUUGCAAAUUUCAAAAGCUUUAAUGAGCAAUCUGUCUAAUUAAACACAACGACCAUGAACAGUGACAUCUACAACAUCCUGUCAGCUGUCAGACGUCAGUUUGUCCACACUGCCAGCAGGAGCCACGCCCACACAAGGCAGACACACGUGACCAAAACUCGAGAGUCGUGGCUUCCUGUGUCGCUGUGUGUCCUCAUCACUGUGUCGCUGUGUCUCACCUGUUACAGUGUGACCUUGACCCUGCUUGACCAGUUCAUCUGGGGCGUGAUCCCAGCCUCCUUCUUCUGUAUCGCCACUUCCGGUUUGGGAAAAAAUGAACGGAACAAAUUGUCGAGCAGGGAGCAGAAGACAAGCGCUUGGUGCCAGACGUUAGCGGUCACUGACCUAGUUCAGUCAACGGCCAGCGGUCACUGACCUAGUUUAGUCAACGGCCAGCGGUCACUGACCUAGUUGAGACAACGGCCAGCGGUCACUGACCUAGUUCAGUCAACGGCCAGCGGUCACUGACCUAGUUUAGUCAACGGGUAGCGGUCACUGACCUAGUUCAGUCAACGGCCAGCGGUCACUGACCUAGUUUAGUCAACGGCUAGCGGUCACUGACCUAGUUCAAACAACGGCCAGCGGUCACUGACCUAGUUGAGACAACGGCUAGCAGUCACUGACCUCGCUUAUGUCAACUUGAACUAGGCUGUAGAAGCUGACUUCAUUUAUGCAUGUUUUAGUUUGACUAGCCAAUUAGCUAAUUAGUUUAAUUAAAUUAUAUUUGAAUAGCUUGACUAAUGGGCCAGUCAGAUGUGGUUGCUGUAAACACUGUAAAAUUUGUAA